AUGGCCUCGUCCAACUCCAUCGCCACGAGAGCUGCCACGACCGACACGACCUCAAUCGGCAACCGUGUGCGAGCCGCGGGCGGAAUAGCGAGUCAUGCCUUGGCGAGAAGCUUGCAGACGUUGCGCAGGCUGGCGCUUGGGAGCAGCGCCGUUGGAGUGAAUGAGAAUGUCAAGAGGAACCGACAUCUGGGCGGCGGCGCAAUUGCUGGAAUCACCGUCGGCGUGGUUAUUGCGGUUGCACUGCUCGCCAUCUGCCUGUACCCAUGCUUCCUCUAUUACAAGCGUCGUCGAAGCGGCCAUCCACACCCGCCUUUCGAUGCCGAGGUUGGCGUUGCCGGAGCCGGGCACGGUAGCAGCGCUUCUGGCGGAGCAAACACCCCUCCUAAACGCCUCUCAUCGAGCGAUUCAUACAAGCAAAGGGGAGACUUGACACGCGGACGGGAAGGAGAUGGAGGGAGCGCCGACUACGGCAAUUGGGAAACCCCCAUCGACCACGGCAUCAACAAUGGCUAUUCUUUCCCUCUCAACACGGCAUACCUGCAGCCUGGAGAUCCCGGGUUCGUUGAUGGCAGCAUUGCCGAUGAGUACCGGGUCAAGGCGCAACCAUUCCCACUGCUAGGAUGCGAUGAUGGCGAGUUUGCACCACCGGUCUCAGACGAUCCUGAGCCUGGCGUUCUCAAAGGCACCAGCGCCGACUAUUACAGUCCUCAUAUCCCAUCCGAGGCCUUUGGCAUGGUGGCCGAGCCUGACAUGCCGCUGGACUCGCCUCUGCAGGCACCCUCUUCCCGUUCCAGCUCUCUUCGCCAUAACAUGAUGCAAAUGUUCCGUCGUAAGACCAGAGACGCAACGCUUGAUUCUACCAUUUCACGAACAACCAUCCCAGAGGGAGCUCCUCGUUUUGGUGAUGCUCAGCUUGAUGGGGCGACUCCGCUGCAAGCCAUAACGAGUGGCGACCAUGUCGAGUCUCCUACAAACCUCUCGGUUGCCUCCCUGCCCCUCUCAAACCACCAACCAGACGCUGAAGCUGCGACUGAAGCAAGCCUGGCGCCAGUCAGCCCUCCCGUUAGUAAUGCGCCAGAGCCUUCUUCCAAAGCCUCACCUCCAGAAUCAUCCUCAUUCCCGUCAUAUCAUCAAUUCCGAAAAUCUCCCUCUCCUCCUGUUGCCGCCCCCGGAACCGUAAACCCCAUGGACAUCAUGCCCGCCUCCACGGAAACCGAGGUCUGGCAUAAAACUGAGCACCAGCUCUACGAGGCCUUCCAUAAGCCGUCGCGAAGCGACCCUCCCAUUUUGUCACAGGAUGGACUCGCCAACGGCGCCGUUAUGCCGUCUCCAUCUCCGACACCCCCUGAAACGCAGCUUCAACCAACCUUUAUAGUACAAACUCCCGGCUCUACAAACCACACCGAAUUCAUUCCUGAUAAUGCCAUCACCAACGGCGACAGCGACCAAGCACACACUCAACUCGACAACGGCGAUGUCGUCAUGCUGGAAGCAACUCUCCCUCCGAACCACGACCACAGCUUGACAGCAACAGACGGCCGGCACCCAAGCUACCCCUCCGAUCAUUCCACCCCACUGCCCCCCUCUUUUACCGAUGUUUCAUCACAGAACACGCCCUCGACCGGGUUAGAUACGCCAUCACCCGAGUCCGUGGGAAGCUCUGAUUUUCGACAUAGCGCAUCGCCACACUCGGGCGCCGGUAGCCACUCUCCCAGGACCGGAGUCUACCGGUGCGAUGAGCCUGGGUGUAACCAGUCCUUUGACCAACCACACAAGCUCAAACAUCAUCAGCGCUAUCACAGUAAAGACCACAAGUGCCCCUACCCAGGCUGCGGCAAGGGCUUUGGCACCAAGACCCAUUUGCAAAGACAUAUCAAUGACAGGCACGAGAAGAAGAAGAAAUUCCAUUGCUCUAUUGCUGGCUGCGAUUAUUCCAGAGCGGGCGGCAAGGCUUUCCCCAGAAAAGAUAAUUGGAAGAGGCACAUGAUCAAGAUUCACAAUAUUGAACAGCAACAACUUCCAGAGCCGAUUGAAGUCGACAUGGACGUAGACGGAAUAUAACGGAGAGAAGAAGAAAGACUCUCAAUUUUAGGAAAGUGGGAGGUGAGAGGCGUGAGAGGAGAUGCAUAGAGGAAUCUAUUCUCUGCUGGUCCAUGAGUAUACCACCUAGGAUACCCGCUUGCGCGAGGGUGUUCCAUGAUGACACUUUGAAACUUUCAUGAAUACCCCGUCUAUUGCAAGCCGCAAAGACGAAUCGUCAAAAAGGCGUUUCUCUCAAUGGCAGCUUUUAAAACACGGCUGGCGUUUUAGCUCAAUAAGUGAGCAGUCCGUGGGGAAACAGGACCCAAUCAUAAGCUAUAUAUAUUAUUCUAUUUUUUUUUAUUUAACAACCCUGGCAGGCCUCCAUCCUUGCCUGCAUGUUAUGGCGUUGGC
Molecule: messenger RNA, 2433 nt
Organism: Trichoderma virens Gv29-8
Lineage: Eukaryota; Fungi; Ascomycota; Sordariomycetes; Hypocreales; Hypocreaceae
Exons: 3
Coding region: 1-2061 (686 amino acids)
Cellular component (GO): nucleus
Source: RefSeq, a predicted model, not a curated record